This is a messenger RNA of Arxiozyma heterogenica, 219 nucleotides long. RefSeq lists its product as uncharacterized. The annotation marks the transcript as partial. NCBI's taxonomy places the organism in Eukaryota, Fungi, Ascomycota, Saccharomycetes, Saccharomycetales, Saccharomycetaceae. The record is from RefSeq and is a predicted model, not a curated record. The transcript has a single exon.
CACCUACAUACCCUCCUUACCUCACUACUUAUCACCCUAUACCAAUCUAUCUUUUCCCUGCAGAUAUUCCAUCAUAAUAUAAAUAUUUACAUUCUCUCUCAUCAUAUUCCCUAUGUUUCCAUACAUCUCCUCAUCUACUCUACUACUUCUCUUCCCUCAUUUACCUAUUUUUACAACAUCUACACUCAUCCCUACUCUCCUAUUCUCACACACCAAUAA